AUGCCAGUUAUUCUGUGUUUCCUGUCAAAGACACACGCACAAAUACAGAUUCACAUCCAAGUGUCAGACUCAAACCAAGUCACCGUUCAAACCACCGGCCAAUCAGAGACAAGAGAUCUGAACCCAAACCAUAGAGAACUAUUCCAUAUUACCGAUGAACUACUACAGAAAGCGUUAUUUACACUAACGGGAUUACAAACAGAAGUUUUCCUUGCUAAUGAUAAUGAUGUCUAUAAGAAUUAUGAGUUAGAACCAGUUAAAACGCUUCUUAAACCAAACGGAACGAAAAUAAAAGUUAUACAAGAGGAAGUCAUUUUGAAUAAGUUACAGACGUACAAUAAUUACGCAACAGAAAAUUCCCAAAUAAUAACACUAGCAGGAAAUAUAGAGGAUAAUGUGACGUGUGUUUAUAAACAGAAGGAUGUAUUUCCCACUGAGAUAAAACAUAUAAUUGACGUGCAUAGCAUAAAUAAGAAUUGGAGUAUGCAAUCUAAUUUCGGUAGGGAUUUUUCUGAAACGCAAUCCAUUCCUAUUGUUGAUGCUUCCUUUACUGUAACUUUAGGUCCAAAACAGGACGCUACAGCUAUUUUAGGUGCAACGAAAGUUACAGUUUUAAUACAGAUAAAUUACUUGGCGGUUUUAACCGGCAAUGUCUUGGCGAAGUUCGAUAGUUCUUACGUUUGGGGUUACGAGCACUAUGAUAUAAAAACAAUAAUGGAUGAAGCUGGAAUGCCUCAUAGUGUGAGACUUAGUGAAGAAAUAAGUAUAGAAUUUUACACUAACUGCUCUAUAAAAGUGUAUGGAGACAAUGUAUUUGCGAUGAAUAGUGUAAAUCAAUGCUUCUUCACUGUGAUAAAUAAAACAAAUGAUGAAGAUAUUAACUGGAGUACAGAAAAGGUGAAAGAUAAGAAAUUAACUUCUAAAGUACUUCCAAAAGUGUUAAAGCAACAAGGUAACAGUGCUAUAAUGAACUCAGUGACUAAUGUUUUGUUAGUUUCGUUAUUUUUGAUAAUAAUAGAAAGACUUUGAAAUUUA
This is a messenger RNA of Cydia pomonella (codling moth), 1035 nucleotides long. RefSeq lists its product as uncharacterized. The coding region runs from base 1 to 1029 and encodes 342 amino acids. Lineage: Eukaryota; Metazoa; Arthropoda; Insecta; Lepidoptera; Tortricidae. The transcript has a single exon. The record is from RefSeq and is a predicted model, not a curated record.